AAUCUGAAAAUGAGUGCACCAUUAAUUCCCAACAAGUCAUGUUACAAUCUGUUACAGACCAACAGAAAUGAGAUGAAAAAUAACAAUGAACACAUGGUGUCUGUAGGAGACACAAAUGCCAAUCAAAUCACGUCAGAUGUCAGAACCCCUGGAACAGCAAUAAGGACAAGCAAUAUUUCAGGAGAAUCUGCUUGCUUACACACCAGUAAGCAAAAAACCAACAGACAUUUAGACUGUGAGAGGAACAACCUUCAGGGCUCUACUGGUGAAUCAGACUUUAUACUGUCUUCUACCAUCAGCAAGAAAUUGCAUGCAGAUUGUAGGCCUGAAGGGCUUAAGGACACUUCAAAGCUAGUCACCAUUAGCCGAGGACACAGUUUGUCCAAUCUGAGGAUCAAGGCAAGUGAUAACCUUUCAGUAGUACUUUCAAAAAGUGAUGCUGACCUUAUUCAGGAUGUUUCAAAGGAAAAAGCACUUAGAAGGAUUGAGCCAGAAGGAAUAAAACGCCUUUCUUUGGGGAGAUCAAGAAAACUUAUGGCUAAAACCGAAAAAGAAUUUGUUGGCCGUGUAUCAGGUAAACGCUUGCUUUCUGUAUCCUUGGAUUCCAUCAAUACUUCCAUCAAUCAUUUGAGUGGGGACAUGGAAAAAUCUCAGAAAACAUCAGCAGACCAUUUUCUAGGCAUGGUGUUCCAUCCAACUGAUGGUGUCUCUGAAGGAAACAUUGUACAUUACCCUAAAUAUUCAUCUACCUCAGAAAUGGAAAGAGCAAGUGCCCCAGCCAUACAAUCAGGUGUGGAUAAUGUACCAAAUGCCAACAAACAAGACCCUCCACACCAUGCUGUUGUUGAUCUCCAUUUAACCAUUAAAUCCAAUGAAAUUUGGAAACCAGAAGCACAAAUUGACCAUCAGAGUGGUAAGAGAGGAAAAGGGGAGGUGAAGUGUCCUUUGUCCUCACAGUCAAAGCGUGUAGGUGAGCAGAAAAUGAACAAGGUUAUGUUAUUUGAAUUUCUUGGAUGUCCAGCAGAAGAAAAUAAUGUUGUGAUACAGAAUCAAAAGGAUAUGGGGACACAAGUACAUAAGACCAAAUUACAUCCGUUGCCAAAAGAGGAUCUGUUUUUAAAUGAAGGAUUUGACUCUAUUAAUGAAAGUCUGAUAAGUGACAAUGGCUCUCCAGAUUUAAGAAAAGGAAAUAGUAACAGCAAGGCAGCAAGCAAAGUGAACGAGGAAUAUAGAGCUGUAAAAAAGGAAGAUUCUGUUUCAGCUCCUGGUGAUGAUACUAUACAUGUUGAUAGAUUGACAUCAACAGGGAAUGAAAACCUAUACAUUGCUAGCACAAGUUGUAUUCCAGCAGUUAAUGGGCAUGUGUCUUUUAUGGAUAGUGUUAAUGUGACAGACAGCAAACAUCUGAAUAACUAUGAAAAUAAGCAGAUUCUAGUCAAAGGACCCAGUGAAGAUGCUAUAAUUGUCCAAUCUGAUUUGAAAGAUCCCAAACCACAAAAUACAGAAAAUAUCUCCGUAAAUUGUAACAUUGAGAACAGUAAUUUAGAAACCAGACAUUUUUCAGUUCAGAGCAAGAAGACAGUUAAUGAAACGAAAGAGCAUUCAAGUAAUGCACUGGAAAGCUGUAAAAUAAUAGCACAAAGUGAAACUUUUUUAUGUCCCCCAACUCCUUUGCGCCCUUCUACAACUGUGAAUGCCAGUAGCCACAUCACAGCGUCAAACAGCAGUUUGAAGGAACUUUGUGUGCUUCAUGUUGACAAGCUGCCAUCUUCUGCAACCCGACCUCCCACUGACAGCACCCAGUUAUUUAGCCUAUCCCCUAAAGUGCCUAAUAAAGCUACAUGUAACAGUGCGAUCCCUAAGCCUAUCCUUAUAAAUUCCAAGGGGCCCCAACCAGCCACUUAUAAUGGUGAGAACGAGGAUAUGGAGAGGCAUGAAGAUAAGGUUGAAACUCCAGCCAUCCCCAAGCCCAAACAUGUGAGGCCUAAAAUAAUAACUUACAUUAGAAGGAACCCUCAGGCAAUCAGCCAGCUUGAUCAGUCUGGAUUGUCUUGCAUGCCCCCUGCUUGUGGGUUGCCAGUGGCAACUGAACAGAAAAUGUUCAAUGAUGGAGAUAUUAAACCAGGCAAUGUUUUCUACGAAAAAUUUAAAACUGACUUUCAGAAGCCUCAGAUGUAUAGUUCUGGAUUUGUAGUAUCUGGCAUUAAAUCCUCAGACCAUCAGUUUAGCCAGAUGGGUGAAAGGUUUUUCCAUGAGGUUGGAGAAAGGCCUGUGAAAGACAAUUUUUGUCCUACGCCAUAUGCUCACUAUGAGGUGCCUCCAAGCUUUUAUCGCUCAACAAUGAUUCUUAAACCCCAAUUAGGACUUGGUGCUGUUUCCAGGUUGCCAUCUGCAAAAAGCAGGAUUUUGAUUUCCAGUCAAAGGUCUUCAGCAAGCUGCAUCCAUCCUCAAGCACCAAUACCCAGUUCAACACUAUUCCAUCCUGAAACUUCAGUUGAUCUUAAAAAAGGCUCAAGUCCAAAUGCUACAAAAUCAAAUCUUCCAAAACCAUGUCAGUCUGGACUUCGCCCUCCUGGUUAUUCACGGUUGCCAUCAACUAAACUCGCCACGUUUGGUUUUGUCAGGAGCUCCAGUGUCUCCUCAAUCUCAAGCAAAUCAAGUGACAGAGUCCAGAGUGAUCAAAGCAAGACAGCCAACCGCUCCAGCCUUGGAAAUGAAGAGCAAAUCAUUCUCAAGGCAGCUGAACCGUCUAAAGAAGCACUUAAGGGGGCCAGUAGAACUUCACUGCAGGCUUCAAAUAGCGCACCAGUUGCCCGCAGGAGUUUACUUCCGGCACCAAAGACAGGAACAGCACCAGCUG
Protobothrops mucrosquamatus (brown spotted pit viper) is the source of this 2860-nucleotide messenger RNA. Its product is annotated as microtubule-associated tumor suppressor candidate 2-like. The record is from RefSeq and is a predicted model, not a curated record. The annotation marks the transcript as partial. Gene Ontology annotation, cellular component: nucleus; cytoplasm. Lineage: Eukaryota; Metazoa; Chordata; Lepidosauria; Squamata; Viperidae. Gene Ontology annotation, molecular function: microtubule binding. The transcript has 4 exons.